Molecule: messenger RNA, 1302 nt
Organism: Symbiodinium natans
Lineage: Eukaryota; Dinophyceae; Suessiales; Symbiodiniaceae
Source: the annotation of a GenBank genome assembly
AUGGAACGCCACCAAACACGCUCUGUUUCGGUCAUGCUGGCUUCGCUGCUGGCGUUCGGUGCUCUUGCAGGCGCAGCUGCCUUUGUCCAGGGCAGGCCUGGAGCAUCUUCAGAGCCAUCGUUGCGGUCGAAGAAGUUGGCAGAUUCGCUGCACCCGCUGCCAGAUGAGGAAGCAAUGGACUCUCCUUUCGACUGGCUGUCGAGCGUGUCCUCCCACGCCCUCACGGCCGGCGCAGUCCUGGGCUUGGUGCUGGCACUGGCGCAGGCUCCGGUCCGAGCCGAAGACAGGUCUCGCUUCGACGUGGAGGCUCAGGUGGUCAUGGCCAAGGGCAGCUCCCCAAUGAAGGAGAAGACGAAGAAGGAACUUCUCGCAGAUCAAAAGAAGGUUGAGGAGGCCACCAAGACAAAGGUGCGCACUUCCAAGGACGCCUUCGGCAAGUUUACGGAGGGCUUCGAAACCGAGGCCCUUGGCACCGAGUUCAACGAUGUGCGGCCGGCCCGCUCAAAAGUGCGCAAGUCUCUCCAGAAGGCCAACGAGGGCUUCAAAGUUACGGGCUUGCCUGAUCUGCCUUCCUUGGGCCUCCCCGCGCUGCCGAGCAUCUCUGGGCCUUCCGUUCCGGAGCUGAGCAGCGAAGCCACUGCUGGCAUCGCCUCAGGAGCUUUGGUGUCGCUGGGGCUGCCGGCCCUCGCCGUGGCCGGAGUUGUAAACAGCCGAAUCGCGGACAAGCAGCGUGAAGAGGCAGAGAGGAUUGCUCGGGAGAAGAAGGAGGGAGAAGCCACCACCGGAGCCAUUCUGACAGUAGCGGGCCUUGGUGCGGCCGCACUGCUCACCGGUGCGGUGAUCUCCUCGAUUCCGCCGCAGAAGGCCCCAGUGCCCACGAAGGAGGUGACGCAGACCCAACCGGCCUCGAAGCCAGCCUCUGAGGAGGCCGCACCGAAGCCGGCGGAAGCAGCAAAGGCGGAUGAUGCGGAAAAGAAGGCGGCGGCGGAGAAGGCGGCGGCGGAGAAGAAAGCGGCCGAGAAGAAGGCGGCGGAACAGAAGGCGGUGGCCGAGAAGGCUGCCACCUCGUCCUCGUCUUCGGGAGAGGGGCCGCCGGUAGCCUUGAUCGGUGGGGCAGUGGUGGCUGUGGGGGCAGUGGUCGCUGCUGUGGCCUCUGGUGGCGGAGAGGAAAAGAAGGUGGAGGCCGAAGAGCCCGCUGCAGAGCCCGCAGAGCCCGAAGCUGCCGAAGAACCUGAGACCGACACCAAGACCAAGAAAGGGGCCAAGGGGAAGAAGGGGAAGAAGGGGAAGGGGAAGAAGUGA